Melanotaenia boesemani (Boeseman's rainbowfish) is the source of this 3172-nucleotide messenger RNA. It is a transcript of the gene lpcat3, whose product is annotated as lysophosphatidylcholine acyltransferase 3. The record is from RefSeq and is a predicted model, not a curated record. Gene Ontology annotation, molecular function: lysophospholipid acyltransferase activity; 1-acylglycerophosphocholine O-acyltransferase activity. The coding region runs from base 117 to 1514 and encodes 465 amino acids. Gene Ontology annotation, biological process: lipid modification; phosphatidylcholine biosynthetic process. Gene Ontology annotation, cellular component: membrane. The transcript is spliced from 13 exons. Lineage: Eukaryota; Metazoa; Chordata; Actinopteri; Atheriniformes; Melanotaeniidae.
GUUGAAGGUUGAGCCCUGCUGUUAAUGGGGCAGUGUCUUUAAAGAAGCGGAGGAGCGCGUGUGGACGUCUGUGAUCAUUGUACCGCCGUGAAUACAAGUUUCCGCCCACAAGAAAGAUGGCGGCUCCCUUGCUGGAGAAACUAUCGGAGUCCCUGGGAUCCCCGGAGCCAGCGGUUCGAUUGAUUUUAUCAAUUUUAAUCGGGUAUCCCUUUGCACUGGUGUAUCGGCGGUUCUUGUUUUACCAGCCUGCCACAGUUAUCCACUGGUUCCACACAUUGUCUGGAUUGGCUCUAGCAGCAUUCAACUUUGCAGGCUCUCAGCUCUAUCACUCCGCAGUAUGCAUCUUAGUCCAGUUCUUGAUGCUGAGACUCAUGGGAAGGACGGUAACAGCUGUCCUGAGCAGUUUUACCUUUCAAAUGCUGUACCUGCUGGCAGGAUAUUACUACACAGCGACAGAGGAGUAUGACAUCAAGUGGACCAUGCCUCAUUGUGUCCUCACACUUAAACUUAUUGGUUUGUCAUUUGAUUACUAUGACGGCGGGAAGGAACCAUCUCAGCUGAGUUCAGAGCAAAAGAGUGGUGCCCUGCCAUCAGUGCCCUCACUGCUUGAAGUGCUAGGCUUUUCCUACUUUUAUGGAGGCUUCCUGGUGGGUCCCCAGUUUACAUUGCGAAGCUACCAGAAGCUGGUGGCAGGGGAGCUCACCGACUGCCCUGGAAAGCCUCCCAACAGUGUUAUUCCAGCUAUGGAGAGGUUUGCUGUGGGUUUUCUUUGCCUGGUGAUUUAUGCAAUAUUUAGUCCCUCAUACCCUGACAGCUACUACUUAACAGAUGAGUAUGAGGCUCAGCCAUUCUGGUAUCGCUGUGUGUUUAUUCUGCUUUGGGGCAAAGUUAUUUUGUAUAAAUAUGUCAGCUGUUGGGUUAUAGCGGAGGGUGUAUGUAUAUUAACUGGACUCGGUUAUAAUGGAGUAGUGGAUGGUAAGCCCCAAUGGGACGCUUGUGCCAACAUGAAGGUGUGGCUCUUUGAGACUACCCCACUUUUUGGAGGAACCAUUUCUUCUUUCAACAUUAACACGAAUGCCUGGGCAGCCAGACAUGUAUUCAAGCGGUUGAAGUUCCUGGGCAAUAAGACUUUAUCUCAUGUGACCACGCUGCUCUUUUUGACAAUUUGGCACGGCCUUCAUUCCGGAUACGUCUUAUGCUUCUCCAUGGAGUUUUUGAUCAUCACUGUGGAGAGACAGGCCCUGACAAUAGUGCGGGAUAGUCCCCUGCUGACAAACUUGGCCAACAGCUGGCUUUACCCCCUCAUCUAUGUAGUCCAGCAGUUUCUCCACUGGCUUUUCAUGGGUUAUCCUCUUGUGCCAUUCUGCCUCUUCACCUACGACAAGUGGCUCAAGGUGUAUUACUCGGUCUAUUUCUGUGGCCAUGUGUUCUUCAUCACAGCUUAUUUAAUUAUGCCAUACCUUCGUAAGGCACUGGUGCCCAAAAAAGAGCGGCGUGAUAAAAAGCAGGAGUAAAAGCUUGUUUAAAGCAGGUCCAUAUGAGGCUGAAUAUCCUCUGAAGGGAACUGUGACUUUCAAGGAGCAGAAUGGAAAAUAUUUUAAGGCCUUUAGUAAUGUGAUAUAUAUAUAUAUAUAUAUAUACAUAUAUAUAUAUAAAUAAUAGUCUAUGUAAAAAUAAAUUUCCAUAUAUAUAUAUAUAUAUAUUUUUGUGUUUCUAAGUGGGAGGGGUGUUUUUAUAAACAUUUUGGAAAAUGUUUACGGGAAAUUACCAUUGUGCCACAUGCGGUAAUUGUGAGCCAAUCAGCGGCAAUUUCCUGUUUCUUUUCUUUUUCUCUCUCUUUUCUUUCUUUCUCUCUCUCUGUCUCUCUUUCUCUCUCUCUCUGUCUCUCUGUAUUUUUUUUUAUUUAAAGACAUUUGGGACUUGUGAAACUUGAGAGACUCUACAGGCUGUGGACAUUGAAUAGCACUCAUGAGUCACAGGUUCAGAGUCUGUUUUUGGCUCCAGUGUGUUUUGUUUCAUUGUUCUUGUCCCACGUCUAGCACUCAUUUAGCUGCAGCACUAAGCCUGAACAGAAGGUUAAAACACAGCGUUGACAUGUAUAACUCUUCCUAAUGUAAAAAUGUAACAUGCAUACAGCUCUCUGCAGAAAGAGUUAGAUCAUGAGAUAUCGAGGCUGCUAGUGGUUAUACAAGCACUGUCUAUUGCACACUGUACACUAACAUCCAACUCAAAAUGGCCUUGUAUCAGUGAAUGUUUUUUUAUACCAUUCAUUUGGUCUAGAUUUGAUUUGUGAUAAAAGAAAAAAAAAAAAAAAAAGACUUGAUUUUUUUAUAGUUUUAACAACUUUUAUGAAUAAGAACAUUUUGUAGGUUUGGAUAAGAUUUUGUGAAACGAGUUGCAGUGUUCUCCUGCCUUUUCUGAAUUAUGUUUUUUGGUUUAAUUUACCACAUCCUCAUCUCUUUUUCCUCUUUUAAGUCUGUGCCACUCCUCUGUGCGUCUGCCUUGAUUCAAGCCCAGCCCUCACACUGAAAUAUACAGAUGUGAAAGUGAAUCAGUCAUUUUGGUACCUCUUAUAUCACUCUGAUGUCCAUGAGUAAGGGCAGAUGGCUGUUUUGUUUUGUUUUUCUUUUGUUUGUUUGCUUUUUUUGGGGGGGGGGGGGGGUAAAUUUGAGGAGUUGUCUCAUUCUGAACAUAAAGUAAGACAAAAACUGUUUUUUGCUUAAACUAUGGCCUGCUCAUGUUUCCAACAGCAGGUGAUACUAAUAGAGUGAAGUACACACAUCCCAUCCUACUGUAGGAAAGUCUUUUGUUUUGUUUGUUUUUUUUUUUUUGUUGUUUGUUUUUUUUUUUUUUUUAUUUUCAUCUUCAGUGGGUGGAGGUGGAAUAAAUAACCCUUACCUGCUGGAGGACUCCUCGGCUCUGCUGCUGCUGCUGCCACCGUCCUUUCACACAGACGGAGAGGACAAACCUCACUGUAGCAACGGCCCAGAUUUCAGUAAUAUUUAUACAUGGCAUGUUGAUUAUUAAUUGAUGAAUUUCUAUUUCAAGAGACUACUUUUUGCCUUACCCUUCGUAAGUAAAUAAAGAAAAUUGGGAUGUGGGUGGUGGGGGAUGAUUUUUCCUAUACAAUUUUGUAAUGUUCAUUAAAAGUGAUGCAUUUGAAACAAAAACU